AUGGCGUCCGCAUUUGACGAGGAAGACCUCUCAAUUCCUCUUCCUCCUGCCGACCGUACGCCGCGUGAACGUGCCGGCAAGCCCGCUACGAACCCCUCCGCCAUGGCAAUGCCGCCGCCGCGCCCGACCGGGAGGAGCGACGCCUCGAUGCAGUCGCCCGCCACCACGCGAGACAUGCAGCGUCUUGAUCAGUACCAGACGAUCAAGAUACUCGGCGAGGGCUCCUUCGGAAAGGUGAAGCUUGCCAUCCACCAGCCCAGUGGAAGGCAGGUCGCCCUCAAGAUUAUCUCCCGCCGCAAGCUCCUGUCCCGCGACAUGGUCGGUCGUGUGGAGCGAGAGAUUCAGUACUUGCAAUUGUUACGGCAUCCUCAUAUUAUUAAAUUAUACACGGUCAUUGCUACCAAAACCGACAUUGUGAUGGUCCUCGAGUACGCCGAACGAGAAUUAUUCGAUUACCUGGUCCGCAAGGGAAAAUGCAACGAUGACGAAGCCCGCAAGUUCUUCCAGCAGAUUAUCUGCGCCGUCGAGUACUGCCACCGGCACAAGAUCGUCCACCGUGACCUGAAGCCGGAGAAUCUGCUCAUCGAUAGCCAGAAAAACGUCAAGAUCGCCGAUUUUGGAUUGAGUAACAUUAUGACGGAUGGAAACUUCCUCAAGACCAGCUGUGGCAGUCCAAACUACGCGGCCCCGGAGGUGAUCUCUGGAAAGCUGUAUGCGGGGCCCGAGGUGGAUGUUUGGAGUUGCGGUGUGAUCCUCUAUGUGUUGUUGGUGGGCAGACUGCCAUUUGACGAUGACUAUAUCCCGGCUCUUUUUAAGAAAAUUGCUGCAGGCACUUUCCAUAUCCCUGGAUACAUCUCUCCCGGGGCUGCCCGCUUGAUCCGGGCUAUGCUUCAGGUCCACCCGGUUCACAGAAUUACCAUUGCAGAGAUCCGAGAGGACCCAUGGUUUACCAAGAACAUUCCAAAGUACCUGGAGCCCCCGCCGGAGGAAUACAUUGCGACGGGUGUGGAUACGAACAAGCCUAUCGAUUCUCGAAAUGUUGCCCCAGGAAAGCCACUUCCCGUCCAGCACAAAAUUCACCAGAUCGCCGUGUCGAAGCUCGAGCGCAGCAUGGGAUACGGAAAAGAUGAUAUUGAGGACGCAUUGCGGCACCCGGAGCCCAGUGCGAUUAAAGAUGCAUUCUCCAUUGUUGUCGAGAAUGAGAUGAUGCAAACGAACUCACCGACGGAAGAUAAUUUGAUGGCUCAAAGCGUUUCUCAGCAGAAGAGGCCUGCGCCAGCAGCCGAGCGGGCCGCCGCUGCACCUAAAGCCCAGAUUCCUCCAACCCCAGCCCCAGCGCCGGCCCCGCCCGUAACUCGAACCCCUAGUGCACGACGUGCACGGCCUGACGACUACCAGUCAGCAGAUACUGAAGUUGAUUCACCUCGCGUGAGCCACGUCCGAAUUCUACCAACGAGUCUUCCAUAUGUCCAUGAUCAGCUUAUGGAACAACGUGAUCGGGAACAAAGAGCCCGAGAACAACUCCUUGCGGAGCGUCGGCAAGAAGCUGCUCGGGCUGACCCAGAAGCACCUGAACGGGAGGUAUCUCAAGAGGAUCAGACACUCACUGCCCGGGCAUUGAAACCUCACUCUCGCAGUGUCGUUGAUUUGGAUAAGUUGCGAUUUGAACCACCGAUCGGCCAUCCCAUCACACAGCAGCCUAAAAAAUCUCGGAAGUGGCAGUUUGGCAUCCGCUCGCGCAAUCAACCCUACGAGGCAAUGCUCUACUUGUAUAGAGCAAUUGCUGCCCAAGGUGGAUUGUGGGAUAUCAAGCCGGUGGAAUCAGGCACAAAUAUCGGACCCGAGGCAACACCCUCCCCUGACAAGCCAAAGCCUCUGCAGAGCAAAUAUCCGGAUCUUCCCUCGGACUACUACAUUCCCAAUGACCCCUGGUUCAUUCGUGCCCGUCUUCUGAAGGAAGGCGUCAAGGCUCCGGGUGCAUCGACUUCCGUUUACAACAGCCGGAGCGAUCUCGAGGAGCUCCGCCGCCGCUUCCACAUUUCCGGCAUCUCCACUCCAUUUGAGGACAAGGACAAGGACGGGAAAACCUCCACGUUCGAGAACAGCACUUCAUCUGCGCCAUCUGCACCAUCUGCGCCUUCGUCGGCAAACCAGCCAGGUGGACUGCCAAGCAUAUCCCACGGUGUCUGGGUCUUCCUCGACAUCCAGCUGUACCAACUCGAGGAGAACAACUACAUGGUCGAUUUCAAGUGCGACGGCUACCAAAAUGUGAUCCGCCCUCAGGGCGAUACUGAAUGGCACCCGAUCAGCAAGCGCCUGAAGAACAAAGAGAAGGAGGUCACCAGCCCGUACCCAUUCUUGGAUGUGGCCUCCGACCUUGUGGCCCAGCUGGCUGUGGCUAGUUAG
Molecule: messenger RNA, 2406 nt
Organism: Penicillium cinerascens
Lineage: Eukaryota; Fungi; Ascomycota; Eurotiomycetes; Eurotiales; Aspergillaceae
Product: serine/threonine-protein kinase
Exons: 4
Coding region: 1-2406 (801 amino acids)
Biological process (GO): intracellular signal transduction; protein phosphorylation
Cellular component (GO): cytoplasm
Molecular function (GO): ATP binding; protein serine/threonine kinase activity
Source: RefSeq, a predicted model, not a curated record